AUGGCUCGAUUCGGAACAAUGCUGGCCCAUCUUAGGCACCACGAGGAGUCUAAUGAUCAAGAAACUUCUAUUCCGGAAAAAAGAGUAGACCUAAUAGAUGGUCAAAAGUCAUCCCAACAGUCUCUUUCAAGCCGACAAUCCUCCAUGGCCCUGAAGCCUCAGAUAUCUUCUUCAAAUAAUAGUGAGAGUCAAGUUGGUAUUACAGAUGCAAAUCAGAGUCAACGCAUGAUUCAGGGUCACAGUCAUAAUCAUAGUAAGUCACAACUUUUCAAUCAACAGAUGUCCAAUGCGGGAGAAGCUGCUGCAUCAUUUGCGGCUACCAAUGGCUCAUUGAGUCCUACUGUUUCUAAUUCUGGUAUGAAUACCGGAUCUGUGCCUCAAGUGAUCAGCUCUAGACGUUCAUUCUUUGGAUUAUCUAUGGGAAGAUCUCAUACUGGUGAUAGUCUAUUGGACCAUUACCACGGUGCUAACACUCAAUUAAAUAUGACGUCUGCUCAUGCUGAAAGGCCGCAGCCUCAUUAUUCAUCUUCCAUGGUACAAUUGAAAAAGUUUUUCCGUCCUAUGAGGAAGCGGACUACACACGACAGUGGAACGACGUCUCCUCGAACCGUAUCGCAUGCUAACUCCGGCCCUACUUUUACGCAUGAUUCACAUAACAACAUGAUAGUUAAGACAGAUCAGAGAUUCUGGGAUGGACUGGAAGGUUCUCUCUCAAAGAAAUAUGGAAAGCCAGGUAAAAUGUUGGGUUCGGGAGCGGGUGGAUCCGUUCGUUUGAUCAGCAGAGAAUCCGAUAAUGUCACAUUUGCCGUCAAGGAGUUUGUUCCUCGAAGAGCCCAUGAGAGUGUCAAGGAGUAUGCCAAAAAAUGCACAGCUGAGUUUUGUAUCGGAUCCACGCUUCAUCAUCCCAACGUUAUCAAAACAUUGGAUAUUAUCUGCGAGAACAAUCACUACUAUGAAGUGAUGGAAUACGCUCCUGUUGACUUCUUUUCUGUGGUUAUGUCCGGUAAGAUGACUCGUUCAGAAAUCAAUUGCUCCCUCAAACAGAUCACCUUAGGUGUUCAAUAUUUACAUUCUGUUGGAUUGGCACAUAGAGAUUUGAAAUUAGAUAACUGCGUGGUGACCAAACAGGGAAUACUCAAACUAAUCGACUUUGGCUCCGCCGUAGUGUUCAAGUAUCCAUUUGAAGACGAAGUGGUGAUGGCACACGGCAUUGUGGGAUCAGACCCAUACCUGGCUCCAGAGGUUCUUUCUUCUACCAAUCGUUACGAUCCACAAUUUGUCGAUAUAUGGUCUAUUGGUAUCAUAUAUUGUUGUAUGACUCUCAGGAGAUUUCCAUGGAAAGCUCCUAAGAAAGAUGAUCCAAGUUUCUCUCUGUAUUGCAUGGAAGAUGAUAUUCCCCAUGACUACUUGGAGAGUGCAAAAAGACAUAAACAAUUGUUACUGGAGAGAAAGCAGAAGAUUGCAGAAAAAAGAAAGUUAGAGGAACAGAGAAAAGAGGAACAAGAUGAAAACGAUGAUCUUUGUGGUGUUACGAAGGGUGUUGAAGCAGUGUACAUUAAAGAUAAGCACGAAAACGAGAAGAACGAGAACGAGCAUGAGGGUGAGCAUGAACAGAAGAACGCUGAUGAGUUUGAGUUAGAUCGUGAGAAUGAGGAGAAGGAGAAAGAACACGAGUCAAAGCAGGAGCACGGGCACGAGGAGAAGAAUAAGGAGAAGGAAAAUGUGAAUGAGCAUGAGCAGAGUGAUGGGGAUGAGCACAAAUUUGUGGAAGACCAUAAUGAUAUGAAGGUGAAAGAAGAUGUGAAGAAUGAAGAGCAGGAUGAUGCAAAAGAAGAUUCAGAUCAGAAGGUUGAUGACUUAGAGAACGUUGACCAGAAUAAGCUUGAAGCACAACCUGACAAGUUACACUCAUCACAUCAUAAGUUGAGCCCAGAGCCUAAAUCGGAAAUCGACAGUGUACCAGAGCGUCGCCAAAAGGCGGUUUCCAAGACUCAUCGGCAAAUUCACGGUCCUUAUAGAUUGAUGAGGUUGCUUCCUCAUGCUUCUAGACCUCUGAUAUCACGCAUGCUUUGUGUUGAUCCUAAAAAGAGGGCUACGAUAGACGAAAUUCUAGCGGAUUCUUGGUUUAACGAUAUCAAGUACUGUACUAUUGAUAAGGAGGGUAACGUGAUUAAUGAUCCAGGACAUCACCAUACCAUCAUUAUCUAG
Brettanomyces nanus is the source of this 2208-nucleotide messenger RNA. RefSeq lists its product as uncharacterized. The coding region runs from base 1 to 2208 and encodes 735 amino acids. The record is from RefSeq and is a predicted model, not a curated record. Gene Ontology annotation, molecular function: protein serine/threonine kinase activity; ATP binding. The transcript has a single exon. Gene Ontology annotation, biological process: protein phosphorylation; intracellular signal transduction. NCBI's taxonomy places the organism in Eukaryota, Fungi, Ascomycota, Pichiomycetes, Pichiales, Pichiaceae.